This is a messenger RNA of Pisolithus orientalis, 1854 nucleotides long. RefSeq lists its product as uncharacterized. Gene Ontology annotation, cellular component: plasma membrane. The transcript has 7 exons. The coding region runs from base 1 to 1854 and encodes 617 amino acids. The record is from RefSeq and is a predicted model, not a curated record. Gene Ontology annotation, molecular function: ferric-chelate reductase activity. NCBI's taxonomy places the organism in Eukaryota, Fungi, Basidiomycota, Agaricomycetes, Boletales, Pisolithaceae. Gene Ontology annotation, biological process: iron ion transport; intracellular iron ion homeostasis; copper ion import.
AUGUCAGAUCCUACCGUGUUGCAAACCAGCCCAGGCACUGGUGGAACCGUGGACGCACUCGGACUGGUUUUCCAUGUCGAUAUUUUCAUACUUGCAGUGGGCGCGGUGUUCGCCCUAGCGACGCUUCCCCAGGCUUUCGCGCGUCUUUCUCGUGGUGCAGAAUGGCGGCAUGGUCACAUACUCCGUUCGAUCCGCCUCGAUUAUCGCCGGCCUCGACGGCGACCGCCCCCUCGAUCAUCACCCAUUCCAGUGCCUCCGCAGGAACUUUAUGCCACAUCUUCUACUGGCCACGGUGGUGUCACUUCUGAAGAGUCGCAUACAUACGUCUCGCAUACCAACCUUAUCCGAAGACCUUCUACUGGAAAGUCCGCGGCGAAGCUUCUCCCUCCACACGUGCGCGCUUGGUCGGCCGUUCUCCCACAGGUGGGGAAUCUACUGAGAUACAGAUUAGAUUCUGGGUUCUCGGUGGGACAGGCACUGGUUCUCGGGCUUUACUCUGCCAUACUCAUAUACCCAGUGUUCUUGAAGUCAAACCCGUUUACAGAUCCUUUGCGGACUGGAAUUGUGGCCAUGUCACAAAUCCCGCUUGUGUACAUGCUUGGAACAAAGAACAAUCUUCUGGGGGUGUUUCUUGCCAUCGGUUACGAAAAGGCAAGGAACCUUCUCAAUUACAUCCAUCGGUACGCAGGUAUGGUGCUAAUAUUGUUGUCCAAUGUGCACGCCAUCGGUUAUAUCUAUGAGUGGGUUUUCCAGGGCAAACUUUCAGUGUACUUAAAUGAGCCUUCGAAUAAAUGGGCUCUGGUAGCCCUUGUCGCGAUAGACACCCUCUAUUUACUCUCAACUUCGUUCUGGAGGCGCAAAGCAUACAAUCUGUUCUUCGGUAGUCAUAUCAUUUGCUUCAUCAUAUUCCUUCCAGCGGUGUAUGCCCAUCAACCUGUGGUAUUGCACUAUGUACUUGCAGCAGCAGCAGCGUACGGCCUAGACCACAUCCUCCGACUCCUUAAGACCCGCCUCUUUUACGGGAGGAUACGCCCCAUACCUGACCUCUCAAUGACGCGAAUCGAGAUUCCGGAGUUGAACGCUGGCUGGCGGCCGGGACAGCACGUCCGGAUACGUGUUUUAUCUAGUGCAAUGGGUUGGAUUGGCUGGGCCGAAGUGCACCCAUUUACGAUCGCAACUGUGGCAAAGACCCCUGAGGGACUGGUGCUAAUGUGUAAAAAUGCCGGUGGAUGGACGAGGAAGUUGUACGAGAUGGCGAAACUGGCCGGGUAUGGUUCCGAGGAUGGAGGAAUGUCAAGAUCGGUGCUGAUGAUGGUAGAAGGGCCAUAUGGAGGACCUGGGCAUUCGGUUUUCGCAAGCUAUUCUGCAGCAGUGCUCGUUGUCGGGGGUAGCGGCAUUACUUUUGCUCUCUCUGCCCUUCAGGACCUCGUACGGGUAGAUCUGGAGGGCGCAAGUAGAGUUAAGGUCAUAGAACUCGUAUGGAGUAUUCAAGACCCCUCGUCUUUGACACCCCUCUUACCUCAAUUCACUGCUCUCCUGCAACAGAGCAUCUACACACCAUUACACAUUUCUGUGCACUACACUCGCGCAGCCGAUACUUUGCCGUCGAAAGCGAGUCUCCCACCAGGAAUCACCUUGACAGCGGGCCGUCCUCGAAUUGGCAAGAUACUAGAUGCAGUCAUCCAGCGCACGAUGACGUACGGGUCUGGUGUGAAGGCAGCGAUGGACAUCACUGGCGUGAUCGUAGGUGUAUGUGGCCCCGUUGGACUAGGCGACGAGGUUGCGCAGGUCGUUUCGUCUGUCGAUGCUAGUCGACGAUGGGCGGUCGGUGGGAUUGAGAUGCAUGAAGAGUAA